AUGUCCCCGCCAGCCUCGGCUGCGACAGCUAGUGAGAGCAGUGCUACUACUGUUUUCGAGGACGAAGCGGACACCCCAAGAGAAGAGCAGAGGCCUCUGAAACAGUCCCUGAGCAAGUCUUUGUGCAGAGAAGUGUUCUGGAAAUGCCUGUUGCUCUCCAUGCUCAUGUAUGGUUGUAUGGGGACCAUGGUUUGGUGUCAUGUGACCAAGGUAACCCGGCUAACCUUCAACAGUGCCUUCAAAGGAAAGUCACUAAUGUACCACGACAGCCCAUGUUCUGAUGGUUACAUCUACAUUCCUUUAGCUUUUCUGGUUAUGCUCUAUGUGGUCUAUCUGGUGGAAUGCUGGCACUGUCAUGCAAGGAAUGAACUUCAGUAUAAGGUGGACGUUGAAGGUGUUUAUGAACGUGUGCAGAGGAUGCAGCAGUCCAAACCCUGUAUUUGGUGGAAGGCCAUCAGCUACCACUACGUGCGACGGACCCGGCAGGUUACACGCUACCGUAACGGAGACGCCUACACAACCACUCAGGUAUACCAUGAACGGGUGAACACACAUGUUUCUGAAGCCGAAUUUGACUAUGGCCACUGUGGGGUGAAGGACGUCUCCAAGCAACUAGUUGGCCUUGACAAGUCAGCCAUUACCAAACUGAGGUUCACCAAGUGCUUUAGUUUUGCCAAUGUGGAGUCAGAGAACUCUUACCUGACACAAAGGGCAAGGUUCUUCACUGACAAUGAGGGACUGGAUGAUUACAUGGAGGCCAGGGAGGGGAUGCACCUGAAGAAUGUGGACUUCAAGGAAUACAUGAUUGCCUUCUCAAACCCUGAUCAUCACCCAUGGUACGUCUCAAAUUACAUUUUCUGGGCAGCCGCCUUCCUUACGCUGUCCUGGCCUUUGCGGGUUUUGACAGAGUACCGCACAGCGUAUGUCCACUACCGUGUUGAGAAGCUUUUUGGGGUUGACUAUAUCCCAGUCACACCAUGCGAUGAGCGACCGUACUGCCGACGCAUUCCACGGGUGAACACAAUUGACAGCACUGAGCUGGAAUGGCAUAUCCGGUCCAACCAGCAGCUGGUGCCCAGCUACUCAGAGGCUGGCCUUAUGGACCUUGCGCAGAAUUCGGGUGGUUUCAGACAAAACUGUGAGCGCUGUCAUCGUGCAAUCAGCAGCUCCUCCGUCUUCUCCCGCAGCGCCUUGAGCAUCUGCAAUGGCAGUAGUCCACGUAUCCCGUUCAGCGGCAGUCGCUUCUCUCUAGGCCGCCUUUAUGGUUCACGCCGUAGCUGUUUCUGGCAGAGUGGAAGCAUCAGCCUGGAUGAACCUGAAAGCCCCAAUGAAAACACCCGUUGUCUGUCUGGACGAAUCACCACAGAAGAUGAUGACCCCCCACCCUAUCAGGAUGCCCUCUGUUUCCCUGUGCUCAUUGUCCACUGCAGCGAGAGCUGUCCCAACCACCGGUCCUUUCAUAGGAAUGGCUCUUGUGUUGAGACAUCCCUAUGA
Molecule: messenger RNA, 1494 nt
Organism: Chanos chanos (milkfish)
Lineage: Eukaryota; Metazoa; Chordata; Actinopteri; Gonorynchiformes; Chanidae
Gene: tmem151bb
Product: transmembrane protein 151Bb
Exons: 2
Coding region: 1-1494 (497 amino acids)
Source: RefSeq, a predicted model, not a curated record